AUGGAGGAUAGGAUGCAAUUCGAUAUCAAUGAGUCGCUCAAGUAUUACUUGAGUGAUCCAUCCAUUCUUCCAACACCCGAAGCAGACCCGGAGCUUCUCGACUGCGAAUCCGAUCCGGAACAAUUGUCGCCAGCCUUAAUUGAUAACGUGUUGAACCCAAUCGUGGAUGCUGUCGCGGAGAACCCUGAAGGAUUAACGAGAUCCUCAUAUUUUGAUUCCCUACAAUUUUUAUUAAAGUGCGCACCGGUCCCUUCCCAACUUCCCCACGGCGGCUUUCGUCUACCUGGAACCGACUCUGAACUUGUGAACUUAUGCAGAUAUACACCCUUUCUCCCCGUGAAAUCGCUCAGCAAAGUACUCGACCUUGUUGUUUCUGGAUUAUCCAUCGAGGCGGAUAUCAUUCAUGGUGACCUGGAAUCAGACGAACAGGAUGCCAUUCAACAGCACAAACAACUUUUGGAGAUGUAUGGAUUCUUGCUCCAAUGGGCCUUGUCCGCGGUGGAGGUGAAGGCUGCGGAAAAGCCUGCUGAGUCUGCUCCAGCGCGACGAGGAGGCCCCAAAUCCAAAUCCAAAUCCACCAAGGACGGCCACUGGGACUGGACACCGCAGAUCCAGAUGUCUAUGGAGACAAUGUGCAAGGUGAUGAAACUUAAAUUAGGCCGAAUUCUCCUGACUACCUCGGAUCGCGAUACUUUUAUUAAUCUAUUCACCCGCACAAUUUACCUGGUUUUGGAAAGCGAGCAAAGAGUGAAGAGCAUGGCCAUCCGCAUGCAUGCCUUCAAGGUUCUGUGCAUCGCGGUUAAGCAUCAUGGUCAUGCAUUCGGUGCACAAACAUCUAUUGUGCAAAGUUUGACCUACUUCGAGCAUCUCUCGGAGCCCAUGGCCGAAUUUUUACAUAUUCUUGCAGAGCAAUACGACUAUCCUCAGCUUUCGGACGAGAUCUUGAAGGAACUUGGCAAUAAGGAAUUCAACUCAAAUGAUACUCGUGGCCCGAAAUCUGUCUCUUCUUUCAUCAUUAAGCUGUCCGAGCUUGCCCCGAGGUUGAUUAUUAAGCAGAUGACUCUAUUGGCGAAGCAGCUUGAUAGCGAGGCAUAUACUCUACGAUGCGCGGUCAUUGAGGUCUGCGGUAACCUCAUUUCCGAUUUGAGUCGACAAGAAGAACCCAACGAAAAUUACAAGACGCAGAUCAACGCAUUUUUUGAUGUGCUGGAAGAGAGAUUCUUGGAUAUCAAUCCCUAUUGCCGUUGCCGGGCUAUUCAGGUGUUCAUGCGAAUUUGUGACUUGGAGCAGAAAUUCCCCAAGAGACGACAACGCGCGGCUGAAUUGGCCGCACGGAGCUUGGAAGACAAAAGCAGCAACGUGCGACGCAACGCGAUCAAACUCCUGUCAAAGUUGGUAGCGACACAUCCAUUUAGUGUGCUGCACGGUGGCCAACUCUCUUUCAAGGAAUGGAAUGAACGCUUGGACGGAGUGGAUGCAGAAUUGAAUGCCUUGCGACCCCCAGAGACACCAGGAUUUGACGCCGACAUCACUCAAGGUGUUGAUGUUGACCCUGAAUUGCUAGAUGACGCGACCCAACUUCCCGAUGAAUCGCCCUCAAAGGCACCCAGAAUGACAGAAGAAGAGAAAGAAGUUGCGGUAAAAAAGGCGGCAGAGCAAGCCGCAACAUCCGAGUUGUUGACUCGGUUGCAGUUGACCCGAAAAUACUACAAUGAGGCUCUGCGCUUCAUCGAGGUUCUCCAUUCCGGGUCAGCCGUUGUCUCCCAGUUACUUUCAUCUCGCAACAAGAGCGAGGUCAUUGAAGCUAUGGACUUCUUCGUUAUGCUCGAUGCCUACAAGGUUGAGACAGCUCGCAGUGGAAUUCGUCGCAUGCUCCGCUUAAUUUGGACCAAGGGUAACAGCGACGAGGGCAAGGGUGUCCAGACCCACCUCAUUGACUGUUACAAGGGACUUUUCUUCGAUGCUCCCGACACUUUUAGUCCUAAUGAUGCUGCGAACUACAUCGCGCGUAACAUGAUCAGUUUAACUUUCGGAUCAACACCGGCAGAACUGACUUGUCUUGAACAACUACUCAGUACUAUGAUGAAGGCCGGGAAUGUCCCAGAGACAGUCAUUGCCAAACUUUGGCAGGUGUAUAGUGUUCAGAAGAAGGAGAUCUCAAAGACCCAGCGCCGUGGCUCGAUCAUUGUUCUGGGCAUGCUCGCGUUAGCCGAUCCUGAAAUUGUUGUGAAGGAAAUUGAAGCCAUGCUGCGCAUUGGUCUUGGAGGUCUGGGAAGAUCAGAUCUUGUGCUUGCCAAGUAUACUUGCAUAGCAUUACGGCGCAUGGUACCGGGGCGUCAGGCGAAGUCUAAGGAUAUCGGUAUCCCCAAACUUGCCAACGACCACUCAGUCCUGACUAAACUGGCAGCCAUACUUGAGAUUGACUCCAAUAGCAAAGAGUGGUAUGGUGUUGCGGAGCAAGCAAUCAGCGCCAUCUACACCCUUUCUAAGCAUCCGGAUGUUCUCUGCUCUGACAUUCUUCGAAGAAAGACCCAAUUUGUCUUCCAGCCCCACUCGCAACGUCCCUCUUCUUCGCAUACUUCCAUUGAAGGUGAUGACCAACGGCCUGGCACUGCAUCGACUGAUGAGCAGAGCUCUAAAGCCAAGCCUUCAUCUGCGGCCCUUUCACAGCUGCUGUAUAUCGUCGGCCACAUUGCGAUCAAGCAGAUUGUCCAUUUGGAAUUAUGUGAGCUUGACUUCAAACGCAGAAAGGCUGAGCAAGAGAAAAAUAAAACAGCCGAGGCUGCCGCACAGAAGAAGGAUGAUAAUGCUGAGGAUGAUGAACUUGAUCUCAUUGGAGGUACCACCGAAGAUGAUUUUCAAGAUGCCAUGGCUCAUAUCAGAGAACGGGAGCUUCUUUAUGGAGAGAACUCCCUGCUUGCCAAAUUUGGCCCAAUGGUUGCUGAGAUUUGUGCCAACAAUAAUACAUACUCAGACCGUGACCUGCAAGCGUCCGCAACAUUGUGUCUGGCUAAACUCAUGUGUGUCUCUUCUGAAUAUUGCGAGAAGAACCUACCGCUCCUGAUUACAAUCAUGGAGCGAUCAGAAGACCCCAUCGUACGCAGCAAUGCUGUCAUCGCUCUGGGUGAUAUGGCUGUUUCCUUCAACCAUCUUAUUGACGAGAACACGGACUUCUUGUACCGUCGUCUCAACGACGAUGAUCCCUCAGUCAAGCGCACUUGUCUUAUGACACUGACAUUCCUCAUUCUUGCCGGACAAGUCAAAGUCAAGGGCCAAUUGGGCGAGAUGGCCAAGUGCUUGGAAGAUGAUGAUAAGAAGAUUGCCGAUUUGGCUCGAAUGUUCUUCACGGAGCUUGCUACCAAGGACAAUGCCGUGUAUAACCACUUUGUGGACAUGUUCAGUUUGUUGAGCGCCGAGCGCAACCUGGAGGAAGCAUCCCUCCGACGCAUUGUCAAGUUCUUGAUUGGAUUUGUUGAGAAGGAAAAGCAUGCUCGCCAACUAGCUGACAAAUUGGCUGCUCGACUUCCCCGAUGUGAGACAGAACGACAAUGGAACGACGUCGCUUAUGCCUUGUCUCUGCUCCCACAUAAGAACGAAGAAAUCACUAAGACGGUGACUGCCGGCUUCACCAAAGUCGUCAGUGCAUCAGCUUAA
Molecule: messenger RNA, 3654 nt
Organism: Penicillium angulare
Lineage: Eukaryota; Fungi; Ascomycota; Eurotiomycetes; Eurotiales; Aspergillaceae
Product: condensin subunit YCS4
Exons: 5
Coding region: 1-3654 (1217 amino acids)
Biological process (GO): mitotic chromosome condensation; meiotic chromosome condensation; mitotic cell cycle
Cellular component (GO): condensed chromosome, centromeric region; nucleus
Molecular function (GO): histone binding
Source: RefSeq, a predicted model, not a curated record